AUGGCAAUGGAUCCAAAGCGGCCUCAAACUUCUCAUCAAGUUGCUCCAGGCCAGGGUUCGUCCAACUCGAUGGACCGAAUCAGUGAAUUAGAAGAAGGAAUUCUUGGAAGCAUAGUGUCUAGGUUGACACAGGAUGAAAUAUUGGAUACUCGUUUACUCUCUAGGAUAUGGCGCAGUGUGUGGGCCAGGGAUGAAUAUAGGUUCUCCGAGGAGGAGCUCGAACCAGAGAGGGAAAGAGAAAUUUACGUCAAUUUCGUAAAUCGUGUUGUGGAAAAUCACAAUGGGGGACAUGUAGAGGAGUUCAUGGCUUUCUUCCAUAUGGAAAAUGAUAGGUCCACAAAUGCAACGUUCGGGAAAUGGCUGGAGUUUACGGAGAGAAACGGAGUCCAGAAAGUUAUGUUGAUCUUGUUGGAUGAUGGAAUUUUCUCUAGUUCUAUGAACUUGGUCUAUGCUUCUUCUCCCCAUGAAUUCAUAGGUAACUACAAGCUGAAACACGAGUGUAAUGGUGUUAGUGAUAUUCCACACCCUUGUAAAUACGGUGGCUUCAAGUUUGUAAAAUCCAUUUCUUUGUUUGGUGUUGUUACGGUGGGGGAAGCUUUCAAAUGCUUGUUGGGCAACUGUAAAUUCCUUGAAAAAGUAUUACUGAGUGGUUGCGGAGGUUUUGGUUAUAAUGUAAGAGUUGUUGGACCAGCUCUUGCAUUGAAGUAUUUAGAGAUACGGAAUUGCCGCAUUGAAAGCAUUGAAAUCAGUUGUGCAAACCUUGUUUCAUUCACUUAUGCUGGAGAUUGGAUACGCUUGUUUCUCUGGAAUGUGCCGCGGCUUGCUGAGGUGUCCCUUGCCUAUGAUAGCAGAGCUUCUACAGUGUCUGUCUUCUCCAAACUGCACUCCUGUCAUCCUCAGCUGGAGGUCCUCACACUGAAAACAAGCCUGAUCCACAAAGAGAAUUAUACAUUUCCUGGCUUAGAAAUUCUCAAACAUUUGGAAGUAAAGAUUGCAACUGAUGAGGAUUGCUGUCUCCUUCAAUUAGCUUCUUUCAUUAAGGCAUCUCCAGAGUUGCAGAAACUGGUGUUGGAGUUGACAGGUGUGGUUAGACCGGGAAAUGGGAUAGGAAUCAAGGAAGCUGCCAAUUGCUCCCAUAAUUCCCUCAGGGAAGUGGAAGUGAGAGACUAUCAUAUUCGGCCUGGUGACGAUAAGCUUAUCAUGUACUUAAUUGAGAACGCUGUUAAACUGGAAAAAAUUGUUAUGCAUCCUAAUGAAGAAAGGGCAGUAGAUCCUGCUAUGCGGCAGCUCAAAAGACAAGUCCCUAAACAUAUAAACUUUGUACGCCUCUAA
Messenger RNA from Prunus armeniaca (apricot), 1332 nucleotides. Lineage: Eukaryota; Viridiplantae; Streptophyta; Magnoliopsida; Rosales; Rosaceae. The record is from the annotation of a GenBank genome assembly.